AUGACGUUCCGCUCCGUCCAAGGUUGUGUUUACUUUACUUGGGCGUUGCCCCGGGCACCCACCCUCACCCCUUCCCGAAUCGGACGCCUGCCUGCCAGCGCGCCGUGCCGUGCUAUUGCUGCCCACCUACUCGCCAAGCCUGCCCGUUGUUUCGGGGGAUCCUCGUCUCACAUCAACUCCAUCCUCGUCCACAUCAACCACGUCGCACACACAUCGUGCACUCCCUCAUUCGGCCAGACACACCCAUCCCUGGCCUCCUCGCGCCUGCUGCACGGUCUGGCCCUGCAUUCUGCCAUGGUGUCCACUCACCCAUUCUGUUCCGCCUUGCUGCCUGCAUGCUACACCUCACCACAGUUCCCCAUAUCCCCAUUGCACUACAGCAUCGAUGACGAAAUCCCAUACAUCCACAAUGUGCACUACAGCAAAGCAUUGUCCAUGCCGUGACAGCCCAUGGUCGUUUCAGGCCCGCGGCUCGUCCAACUGCUGUUCUGUCUGCACCCGCGCAGCAACCGCAGAGCCCAUCCAUCUCGGGACCCCGCUUAGUCGCUUGUCAGAAUCAAUACUGCCGAGUGCCUCA
This is a messenger RNA of Periconia digitata, 577 nucleotides long. NCBI's taxonomy places the organism in Eukaryota, Fungi, Ascomycota, Dothideomycetes, Pleosporales, Periconiaceae. The record is from the annotation of a GenBank genome assembly.